Messenger RNA from Venturia canescens, 2603 nucleotides. Its product is annotated as synaptic vesicle glycoprotein 2C-like. Gene Ontology annotation, molecular function: transmembrane transporter activity. Bases 255 to 1928 code for a protein of 557 amino acids. Gene Ontology annotation, biological process: transmembrane transport. The record is from RefSeq and is a predicted model, not a curated record. Gene Ontology annotation, cellular component: membrane. The transcript is spliced from 10 exons. NCBI's taxonomy places the organism in Eukaryota, Metazoa, Arthropoda, Insecta, Hymenoptera, Ichneumonidae.
AUACACGCGUUUAGGCUCUCUCGCAAGAGUCUCACGAAACAUACGAUCCCCAACCUCGAGAGACUCUUCGACUCUUUUGCCCGCAGACGGAAGCGUCCGACUUACCUGUCAGCUCGUGCCCCAUUGACUCUUCGACGAAAAUCAACGCCACACUGUUCACGAAUAAGCUAUCAGGAACACCACAAUUCGCCGAAAAGGCUGUAAAAAGCCGACGAGACAACAGUUUCCCUGAGAAUUCAGGGUUCGCGGACAUUAUGGUCAGCAGCAAAGAAAACUCGGUCGCUUCGUCGAUAUUCACUGUUCAGGAUAUCAACGGAGCGAAGGAAGUGGAAAAUCCAACGGACUUUGAAACAGCCAUCAAACUUUGCGGUUAUGGGAGGUUCCAUUACGGCUUUGUUUUUCUCUGUGGCAUGAUGUUUUUGUGCGUUGGUUGUCAAAAUGGCGUAAACGCUUACAUUCUACCGUCCGCCGAGUGCGACUUGAGGCUGUCAUCGGAGGAAAAAGGACUGUUGAACGUGGCUUUUCUCGUGGGCGGUGUAAUUAGCUCGGUAUUUUGGGGCGUUAUCGCCGACGCUUAUGGACGCAAAAAUAUUCUCGUUGGCACUUUGCUCGUCGAUGGACUGCUCACGCUCUUUGCGAGCUGUGCGCAGAAUUUCCAAGCUCUUCUCAUCUUCCGAGCUAUCAGUGGAUUCACGAUCGGUGCGCCAGGAUCGUUGGUUUACACUUACCUGGGAGAAUUUCACGCGGCAAAGCACCGAGUCAAAAGCAUUUGUUACGUUGGAUUUUUUUGGACGCUUUCGUGGCUCAUCCUGCCAGGACUCGCUUGGAUGAUAAUACCUUUGAGGAUAAAAUGGCAGUACGAAGGUUUCCUUUACAAUUCUUGGCGCUUGUAUUUCGCCGUUAUCGGACUACCGACUCUCGUCGUCGCUUUCGUUCUCAUGAAAUACCCUGAGAGCCCGAAAUUUUUACUCUCCCGAGGAAAAAGCAACGAAGCUCUCGACAUUCUUCGCUAUAUUUACGCCAGCAAUGCUCAACGCGACCAGAGCGUAUAUCCGGUUAAAUAUUUGUGUGCCUUGAACGAGAGCAAAGGACAGGAAAAGAAGAGCAAAGACAUCGACGUGAAAAAAAAUCGUUUCGGUGAUUCGUGCAGUGAUCGGCAUCGCGUCGGUGGAUUCGAAAAUAAUGGCAACAAACCAAGCCUCUUGUUGGAAUUACUCAGAAACGUUUAUCAGCAAAUUCGAGCUCUGGGGUCGCCGCCCUAUUUCAAAUGGGCGCUUCUAUGUUGGACCAUUUAUUUCAUGAACAUGUUUGGGUAUUACGGUUUGGGCCUCUGGUUCCCGGAACUUUUCAACCGGUUCGAAAGUUAUUACAAAAUCCACCCUAACGCAUCGGUGAGCGUUUGCGAGCUCGUAACGCGCCUAAACGAGAACGCUGAUAUUUGGGACAACUCGAGCAUCUCAGAAACGCUCGAUUGCGAUCGCAUAAGCAUCGAUCAGCGAGUUUUUAUCAACACUUUGACCAUCAACGGUGUUUGCCUUCUGGGCAACGUGGCUUCCGGCUACCUCGCUGAUCGCGUUGGACGACGCACGAUUCCAGUGACGACGAUGCUGGUUUCCGGAUUGGCGGGUUUCGCCAUUUACUUCGUUAAAUCUUCCUUCCAAAAUCUGAUCGUCGCUUGUGUAUAUUCACUCGCGAUAACAACGGCUAAUUUCGUCAUCGGAGGGGUCGUCGUCGACAUUUUCCCGACUCACAUUGGCGCCGUGGCGAUUUGCAUGAUGACCUUCUUCGGGAGAGUCGGUGCAAUCGCGAGCAAUCUCGCGUUCGGUAUGCUCCUCGACAUUAGCUGCGAAGUUCCUAUUUUUCUCGUCGGAGGAAUCGUCCUUCUCGGAGGUCUAUUGGCGCUGCUUUUACCACCGGCGAAGAGAUGAACGCCACGACAAAACGCGUAACAUAUCCAAAGAGAGGACGAAAGCGGAUCGUGAAUUGUACGGUUUCGGGGCAUUUGAAUUUUAUUUUUCGAAGUUUCGGACGUAAAAACAAAUGUACAGGGUGCGAAAUACUCCUGAUUUAUUUUUUGGUAUUAUACAAAAUGAUUGGAACGAAAUUUCGUUCAAAAUACUUUGACCCGAGUAGCGUCGAGGAUCAGUCAAAAUGAUGUAAACGCACGUUUCGCUCUCAUGAAUUAUUUAUAUGGAAACUUUGAUCCGAGGCUCCUGAACUUUAUUUUUUAUAACGUAAGCUCCACAAUUGUAAAAUACUCGAAUCUUUUCUCCGACAGAAAACCUUACUCGUGCGCCAUAAUGAUGUUCAACUGCACAAGAUUCUCAUCGAAACGAUUUUAUCAUGGAUUUGCAUUCGAGGAACAUUCAGUGAUAAUAAAACGAACGAGUGUCGUAGAUAAAAUCAAUAUUUAAGCUUUUUACUGAAAAGGAAUCGAAAGCCUACCCACAAAAUCGUUGCAGGAGUCUCCGGUCAAGAAAAAGUUUUACAAAAAUCAUUAAUUUCCAUCAUUCCACGUUCGAGGUCAUAAAUUGUCGAGAUCCGAUGGACGAAUGAAUUUAACUGAACAAAAUCGAAGUAAAUAGACAAAAGUAUUAUCCAAA